Cottoperca gobio is the source of this 5276-nucleotide messenger RNA. Its product is annotated as FERM domain-containing protein 5-like. NCBI's taxonomy places the organism in Eukaryota, Metazoa, Chordata, Actinopteri, Perciformes, Bovichtidae. The record is from RefSeq and is a predicted model, not a curated record. Gene Ontology annotation, biological process: actomyosin structure organization. Gene Ontology annotation, cellular component: cytoskeleton. Gene Ontology annotation, molecular function: cytoskeletal protein binding.
AAUCCCGUUAAUAUUACUUCGAAACAACAUACUUAUUUUAUCUGCAUGGAAAGAUUUUUUUAUCGUAAAUAAAACUUUUAUGAUGGUGAUCUCAGUGGUGGAAUAUAAGGCAUUUACUCAAGUAACGUACACAUGAGAGUCACGAUGACCACUGGCCUAUCGGAAUUUCGGCUCCAGUCGUUAACUGUGAAGGCAGCAGCUCAGUCUUUGCUUUGGUUGGCUGACAGGCUCGCCACUCACCGGCUUCAGCCCGCCCAGCAGCAUUAGAGCGGCAUGGCAACGGCAAAGGGGGGGAGAAGGUGUGGUGAGGGGCGACAGUCUAACCGGACCAGAGAGAGUGCAGCAGCAGUAGCACUAUUUCCACCCCUCACUGACUGAAGACACGCACCGUGUGGCACCUCGGCCAGUCAGCGCUCACACACUGAUAAAAGGAUGCACCACCGCCGCCGCUCUGCACAGUCGCUGCCGCUGACCAGGUGUUGGACUAAACAACAGGGACGUCGUUAACGUGACAAAAGAUAAAACUUGUAUGUAUGUGCUGCGCGCCCUUCUCCCUGGUCCCGUACACAGACGAUCGAGAAGAUGCUGAGCCGACUGAUGAGCAGCAGCAUCAGGAGUCUGGACAGGGAAUGCAACUGCACUGUGAGGCUGCUGGACGAUUCGGAGUACACCUGCACUAUUCAGCGGGAUGCCAAGGGACAGUACCUGUUCGACCUCAUCUGCCACCAUCUCAACCUGCUGGAGAAAGACUACUUUGGCAUUAGAUAUGUUGACCCAGACAAGCAGAGGCAUUGGUUGGAGUUUACAAAGUCAAUUGCCAAACAAAUUAAAUCCCAGCCUCCAUUCACCAUGUGUUUGCGUGUCAAGUUUUACCCACCUGACCCCGCCGCCCUGAAAGAGGAAAUCACCAGAUAUCUCGUCUUCCUGCAGGUGAAGAGGGAUCUCUAUCAUGGCCGCCUCCUGUGCAAGACAUCCGAUGCUGCUCUGUUGGCCGCCUACAUAUUACAAGCUGAAAUUGGCGACCACGACCCCGGGAAACACCCAGAGGGUUACAGCUCCAAAUUCCAGUUCUUCCCCAAGCACUCAGAGAAGUUGGAGCGGCGGAUUGCUGACAUCCACAAGACUGAACUGAUAGGUCAGAUUCCUGAAGCGUCAGAGCUCAACUUCCUCCAGAAGGCUCAGAUGCUGGAGACGUAUGGAGUGGACCCUCAUCCAUGCAAGGAUGUGUCCGGCAACCCAGCUUUUCUGGCUUUUACUCCUUUUGGAUUCACUGUGCUGCAAGGAAACAGGAGGGUUCAUUUCCUCAAAUGGGAGGAGGUGACCAAACUCAAGUUUGAAGCAAAGACAUUCCACGUUUAUGCAAAUCAGAUGGAGGAUAAGAAGAUCAUACUGACAUACUUUGCACCUACACCUGAGGCCUGUAAGCAUCUGUGGAAGUGUGGUGUGGAGAAUCAGGCCUUCUACAAGUUGGAAAAGUCGAGUCAAGUCCGCACUGUGUCCAGUAGUAAUCUCUUCUUCAAGGGUAGUCGCUUUAGAUACAGUGGAAAGGUUGCAAAAGAGGUGAUGGAACAAAGUGCCAAAAUUAAGAGAGACCCUCCCGAGAUACACAGGGCUGGCAUGGUGCCAAGUAGGAGCUGUCCAUCCAUCACCCACGGCCCUCGUUUGACCAGUGUGCCCAGGACCCGGCGGAGAGCUGUGCACAUCUCCAUCAUGGAGGGUCUGGAGUCCCUUCGAGACAGCGCCCACUCCACGCCUGUGCGCUCCGUCUCCCAUGGCGAUUCCUUCAUGUCUUCUCGGCCGCGUAUGGUGGACGGCAGCGAGGCGAGCACGUCGGCGGUCAUCUCCGACGAGGCCUACAGCCCCUCAGACAGCAUGCUGCCUACACCUGUGGCCGAACACGGGAUGGAGAUGCCUUUGGCUCGUCACCUCAACGGUUCUUCCCGCAGCUUAGACGAGAAGGAGUCAGAGGCAGGCGCGUCGAAGGAGGGUCACGCCGCAGAGUUUUCCUCCGGCAGGAGAGCACUGCGUAUGGUCAGGAGCGGGCCGGCACCACCGAGCGACGUACAGGAGCUGAACAAGUUCAUCCUGAGCGUGUUGCGUCUGUUCCUGGUGACCAUCGGUCUGCUGUUCGUCCUGCUGCUGCUGCUCAUCAUGCUGACAGAGUCAGACCUGGACAUUGCCUUCCUGAGAGACAUUCGCAAGACACCUGAAUUCCAGCAGUUCCACUUUGAAUACUUCUGCCCUCUGCGGCGCUGGUUCGCCUGUAAGUUACGAUGGAUGGGAGGUUUCCUCAUCAGCAAGUGAAGCAGAGACUGAAAGACACAAUACGGUCCUCCGCUCGUGGAGACGGGACACAUACAGACAGGUGAGGAGAGAGUGGGAGGAGGGGAAAGGAAAAGGACGGCAGCCCUAAUCCCAAUAUCAACUCCGCUUCUCCCAGGAAGGAGUUCCUGUCACAAGCCAAGGACUGUCCCCUGAAGAGCCUUGUUUAUUAUAUUCGACCAUCACUGCGAGGAGCGGAAAUCACAUUUUACUUUGGAAAUUCAGGUCAUUUCAAGGUAUUUUAUUUUUACACAAAGCCACAGUAACAGGGUUUAAUUUUAAACACUGGAAAAGGACAAGCAAGUCUGACAGACUUCACUCAUUCAACCACGGAUAAUAGUUGCCUUUAUUUUUGUAUUAAUUUAUAUCUUGCAACAUUAUUGUAAGACAGAAUGACCUAACGUGUUGGGGUGUGUGUUGUGUAUCCUGCGUACAGUGUGUAGAGAAGAGAUGGGAGCCAGUCGAGCUCAUCUCAUUUUCAUAUUUUAAAGCCAACAACAACAUUCAUGAUGAUACAAGUUAUUAUGUUCACUGCUAUAUUAAAAGCUGCUGUUUUGAGUUGUAUCUGGAGGUUAGAGAAAGUGAGAAAUGGAAGACUAAGCUGCACUUACUGAAUGUAGAUCAGUCCUGAGUCAAAUAAUAUUUGCAAAUAUUAUAAUUUGUUUUAGCCAUAUGUGGAAAUUUGCGGGACAUAAUAGGAAAAUAAAUGAGGAAUUACUUGCAGUAGCUAUUUGACCCAGGACUGAUGUCGGUGCUGCUCUGAUAGAUGAAUUGAAUGAUAUUUAUUUUGUGGUCAGACGUCCAUUAACGGUGUGAUCACAUGACCAUUUCUGUCCAGCCACUGGAACACCAAUAACGUUUUAUCGUCCAACGACUAUAAGUAACAGAUAAACUUUAAGGAUAUACGUAAGUAAUGGAAGGUUUACCGAUUUUAUAAAAUAGCAGCCAAAUAAUUCUAAUAGCUACAAUCAACUUUGUGUGUGUGUGUGUGUGUGUGUGUGUGUGUGUGUGUGUGUGUGUGUGUGUGUGUGAGGAACAGCUGCCGUAGUUACUUUUACAGUAGUUGUAACGGUGAUGGGAUAGCGCUGUAGUGAUAGUGAAGUGUUUGGUUAGUUACUCCCUCACUCUGUAGAAGGAGUUUAUCUUGAUGUGCAAUACUGUUAAUAUAAAAAUAAGAGAACAAGAUCCUUUACAUUAAGGGACAUUUGACAUUGUUUCAUGUUUGUAAAGUGCAAGAAUUAGUGCUUUCCCCCCCUCCCCCCCCACAGUGUACGGUCAAGAGGGCUCGUGUCCACGUGGAGUGAGGGUCAUCAUGUUGUUUUGCUGUGUUCAUCUGUAAAGCCUGAAUACAUUUAAAUCACGUUUCCAUUUUUUGUACAAACUGAUGUCUCGUUUAACACGCGGAUAUUUUCUCACGGUGACUUUUAAUUGACCUGAAGCAUUAUUUUUUACAACGGAUGUAUAGUUUUCAGCCCUGCUUACAACAGAGCGUAAGAUAAGUUGUGUUUACUGCACUCUCCAUCAUCGCACCUACCAAAGAAACCUCUGUUGUCUGAUAUUUGUCCGUUUUGCAUCAACAGAUGGAAACUCUGAUAGUCUGCUCUUCUUCUCCAGCCUUAUUACGUACGUGUUAUUUCACAGGUUAGCCUGCAGUGUGUCUUUACAGCCCACAGCAAUAGACAGCAUCAUUUAAAAUCCAUACAGUUAGUUAACUAUUGGUCCUUUCAACAAGCCUACGAGUGGUUGAUUAGGAUGUGUGUAGGUGUACAUGCCGUGUGUCAGUGGUGAUUAUUACUAGCAGGUUUAACUAAAAGAAAAUGUUUUAUUUAUGCAACAAGAGGAAUGGUUUAGGAUACUGAGGGGUUUAGGAUGUUCAGACUCCAGGCAGUUUGGAAAGUUACCGUAUUAAUAUUCACAAAAAAAAAGAAAAUCGACAGGUUGAAAGUUAACACAAAAUCCCUGUAGUGUUAAACACAUGGCUUUAAAUGUUGGGGUUUGUUUCUGUACAGUACAUGACAUACAAUUAGGGAAAAGUAGGUGAAUAAGUAUUAACAGUUUUGUGUUUUGGAUGAGUUAGGCAGACAUAUUGACGGACACAUUUAUGUUUCAUAGCCCUCACGUUGUAACUUGUGUGUUUGCUUUAACUCAGACGGUGCUCGCCGGUUGUUUGUGUUAAGGUGAAAGGUCAGACGAGGGCGGAACAUGUAUUUUUACUUCCUUUUUAAAAGUCUCAUUUUAUGUUCACGUGUACGGAAAACUUAACAUAAAUUGAGCAAUAAAUAUAACAGAUAGUGUAAUGAAUAUUAAUAACCAUAAACUGCAAACGUAUACUGCUAGUCAUUGAAAAUGUCUUUUGAAACCCCUCAGAAGGUGAACAGCCUGUAGAUGCAUGUGUGACGGGAACCACGUUCUCAUGUGAAUCCUGUUUGGAUUGUUGCCUAAUCGCUGCUCUUCCUUCACUCAUUUUAGAGAAACAAGAGUAGAUGCAAGUGUUCUUGUGAAAGUUUGAGGAUCUGAACUGCACACCGGACAGAAGACACAUUUUUACUCGACUCUGAGCCGGUUUUACCGGAAUGGAAAUGGAGCGGUUUGUAUUUUUAGCCGAUUUAAAAACAGCAGAAGUAGCGUAGUCAACUACCUGAAUAUUUCUUUUUGCAAUGCAGUUUAAUAUAUAGAUUUUUUUAUUUCAUUUGUAUUGCUUAAAUCUGUUUAAAAAUCACUUGAAGUGACAAAGGGGGACGACGGUUCCAUUGACUGGCAACUCUUGUGUUCAUUUUACUGACUCAUGUAAACAGGAAUAAGGUUUUACUGUACGCUUCCUUCCUGUACCAUGUUCCUGCACAUGGAAAUGUCUCUGUAAGCAUGUAUUCUGCAUUUAUUACCUCCAAACAAGCUCAUUUCCAAUCACUGGUUUAAUUUAUUUAUGAAUAAACAUCUAUUCUUGACAUCUGGCA